This is a messenger RNA of Purpureocillium lilacinum, 339 nucleotides long. Lineage: Eukaryota; Fungi; Ascomycota; Sordariomycetes; Hypocreales; Ophiocordycipitaceae. The record is from RefSeq and is a predicted model, not a curated record.
AUGCCCCGGGGGGCCGGCGUAGUGUGGGCUCUUGGCGGCUUGCGUGUGCGCGCGGGCUGUGCGGGCGAACGACGUGAGGGUGAGCGCGCGACCCAGACAGACGGUCAGUCAGUCAGUCGCGGCGGGGAGGGCGAUGAUGCAGAUGCCGACGCCCGCCAGGGCCUGAGCACUGGGGAUGCCGCUCUUUUAUCGCCUCGCCUCGCCUCGCGCCACGGAAGAAUCCAUCACACAUCACUCACUCCUCUCGGCCCAUCCGCCCCAGACUGCCAGACGCGCAGUCGCCCAAGACCCCUCCAUCCCCCUCGCCCGUGUGGUCCUCCUCGCUGCCCGCUGAUCUAG